Messenger RNA from Durusdinium trenchii, 1491 nucleotides. The record is from the annotation of a GenBank genome assembly. Lineage: Eukaryota; Dinophyceae; Suessiales; Symbiodiniaceae.
AUGGAUGGCUGCGCGCGUUGGAGCGGAAUCCCCGCGCUGCUGCUGAAUGCCUCGCAGCCGAUCCCCUCGCCGUUGCUGCGGAAUGAGUGCCAUCGCUGUGGGUCGGACUUCGAACACAUGGAGGUGCCAUGGCACCAUCCAACUGCGAGCUGCUUGCGGCAGGCGUCUGGGCGGCAGCCGGCCGUGGCGCUGGAUGCGAGCUUGAGCCUGCAGGGCAUCAACAGUGGCAGCAGCCGCUACGAGGUCGUGCAGUUCAUCGCCGCGUGCGAGGGCCGGCGCCUCUUCUGGGCGCUGCUGAUGAACAAGGUGACGGUGGGCGCUCGGCGGCUUGGGGAGAACCGCCAUGCCAUGCUGCUGUGUGUGCCGCGAACCUGUGACGAGACCGCCGCCGCCUACUGGUUGGCCCCUGCCUUUAUCGAGACCGAGACCUUCGAAGGCGUGGCGCAGACCCAGUCGCCGCUGUGGCGUCGCUCCUGCGAGCGCCCGGACCACGUGGUGCUGGCACCGCGGAUGGCCGUCAAGGCUGAGGAGGAGGGGGAGUUUGCUAAGAUCGUUUUGGAGUCGGGCGAGCGGCCCCCGUGGACGCUGUGGUCCAAGGAGCUGCGCGGCGCGCCGCUGGUCUACGCGCUGCUGCCCCAGCCGUUGGCGCCGGUCCGCCGGGGCGCCCGCGGCCAGACGGGCGCGGGCGGCGCGGGUGCGGCCGUGCUCUUCGCCGGCGAUUGGCGCGUGGAAGAGCGCUCUUUGGCCUCCAUCGCGCGGCACCUGGUCCACCCGCUGAAGGCCACGGUGUUGGCCGUGCUCAGCGCCUCCCCGCGUGGUUCGGAUCACGAAGUGAACCGCACGCGGGGGUCGAAGGCUGCACGGGCGGUGCAAGCCAAGGGAGUGCUGAAGCGCUUCUUUCCUGCCCUGGCAGGCGUCCGCUGGGUGGAGGACCUCUCCACUGAGGCCUUGCGGUCGCUGGUGGCGCCCAAGGCCCUGGCGCUCUACGAGACCCUGGGCGGCGGCGCCGUGGCGCCGCUGCGGCGCAGCGCGCUGGGGGGGCAGCUGCACUCACUGCGGAAGAUGCAGCUGGCCUGGCGGAUGGUGGAGUGCUACGAGCGGAAGCGGAAGCGGCGCUUCAAGUGGUUGCUGUAUAGCCGUUUGGACUUGAUCUGGGUGGCGGAUCACCCGCCCCUGCGGCUCUUCGAGCCGCCGGACGCGGUCUGGACGGUGCCGCUGGCCGGGGCGCAGGAGGUGAAGGAGACGAUCUUCGCCGCGAACGACUGGCACGGCCUCGUGCCGCGCGCUUCGCGCUUCGUGGCGGCCUACUUCGGGCGCUGGGCCCUGCUGCGGAAGGGGCUGCCAUGGCAGCCGCUCCUCGAGCCCGAGGAGCUUUUGGCAUCCGUUUGCCACUGGCUGACGCUUGGAACGCACUCUUCCCGUGUACUCCUGGGAGGUACGACGCGCACAUCCCAUGGAAGUGGACAAUGGAAUGCGACCUAUUUACUAUGA